AUGUCAGCUCCCAACAGUGAUAGAAACAUGCAGCAGCUAGUCCCUAUAGCACCACCAGGAAAGGCUUAUAAUGGUGAAAGUGGAAAGGAGCUGGUUGUGGUGGAUCCUGCAGGAAAGAGUUCAGGAAGUGUAAAACUGCGAGAGGAUGAGGAGGACCUGGAGGUGAAAGCUCAGGCGCAUCAUGGAAUGUCCCUGUGCGUGUCAGCAACACAUCAGGGUCCUCUGCUGGCUCUGGCUCUGGUGAUUUCCACCAGAUACAACAGUGGGGACUUUCCUUUAAGAUCUGGGUUUGAUGAAAAAUUUCCCUGUUUCGUGUGUGGUGUUAGAAUUUCAGCUAAUACUUUAGCAUUAAAGACUUACAGUGCACACUUCCUUUUACAGUACCGGCAAAUGAGGAGAGAGCAGGACCGGAUAGCGCGAAUGGAUGCUGACUACCAGAAGAGAGAAGCGAUGCCUGAGUUUGAACUGCGGAGGGAGGAGAGGCUGAAAGCAGCUGAGGAGCGGACAGCCAAGAAGCGCCUGAAACGGCAGAAGAAGAAGCAGCAUAAGAAAGAGAAGCGAGCUAAAACUGGUAAUAAUGGUGGCGAAGAACCUAACAGAGUGGAGUCAUCUGAUGAUGAUAAAGGUUCGGAUGACGAUGACGAGUCUAAGCAAUGA
Miscanthus lutarioriparius is the source of this 657-nucleotide messenger RNA. NCBI's taxonomy places the organism in Eukaryota, Viridiplantae, Streptophyta, Magnoliopsida, Poales, Poaceae. The record is from the annotation of a GenBank genome assembly.